Messenger RNA from Diatraea saccharalis (sugarcane borer), 6194 nucleotides. NCBI's taxonomy places the organism in Eukaryota, Metazoa, Arthropoda, Insecta, Lepidoptera, Crambidae. The record is from the annotation of a GenBank genome assembly.
UUCGUUCUUGUGUUCUCGUUUUAUUAAAAGGGUAGAAAAUAAGAAAUGUUGGCAAAUUGCUCUUGCAAAAAUACGUGUUAACUUUUUAUUCCUAUUAGUUUUGCUAUAGACUAUACGAUUGAAAGUAAUAAGGUGUUACAGUUCAUACUAGACAAUGGACAGCUAUUAGCCUAAGUUUCAGAGAUAUGGCAUCUGGAACAUCAUCCUUGGAGAGUAAUGGAAGUAACCAGUGCUACGAUAACAACUACAAGGGGCAUAGUGGGCACGUGAUGAGCGGCCCAUACGAACCCCUAGGACAGUACGACGUCAUCAACAAGCAAACUAACGAAGGUCUGAAGCAGCAAUGUGAAAAAGCACUGCAUGAGCUGAAUCAACUGAGGAGGCAACACACUGACACUUCGCGCCGCUGUGAACAUGUUAUGAAAGAGCUGGAAUACUUUAGAGGGCAACACCGUGCAGCCAUGAAUCAAUUAGAGGUAUCCGCUCAGGAGGCCAGCAGUCUUCGUGGCAAGUAUGGUGACUUGCUCAACGAUAACCAACGCUUAGAGCGUGAAAUUCAACAUUUACAGCAAAGCAGUAACCCCGAAGGAAGUUCUGACGCACUAGUGCAUACUCUCAGAAAGCAUGAAGCACUCAAAGAGGAAUUCGAAUGCUUUCAAAAGAGUUUUCGUUUCAGAUACGAAGACUUGAUAGAGACUCAUAACGCAACAUUGGAGAAGUUACAAAUAGUACAAGAAGAGAACAGCAGGUUGAAGACCCAGUGCCAUGAGUUGACUCAAGAGAGGAACGCGGUGAUUCGUGAGCGAAAUGCACUAAAGCAACAAAUGGCGAGCGUGGUGCGACAAUGGGAAGGAGGAGUGCGAGAUCGGAAUGAUAUAAAGCGACUCACGGAUGAACGAAACGCCGCGCUCACUGAGUACACGCUCAUCAUGAGCGAGCGAGAUACAGUGCAUAAAGAAAUGGAGAAGUUGUCUGACGAUCUUCAGGCGGCGUUGAAGAGAGUUGCAGCUCUAGAGGCAGCACUACAGGCCUCCAGGGAGGAACAACGAGCCUCCGCUGUACAGGCGGAGAGUUUACGGCGGGAGAUAGAAUCUGCACUAGUGGAUCGUGACCGUGCCAUCAAGGAGUGUAGUGAUCUCAAAACGCCGCAGAACAACGCGCUCGCCAAGUCCAGACAAGACAAUUCCGCGUAUCACCAUUUGGGUCUAGCAAGUGGUGUGGGUAACGACGGAUUCCUCAAUGGGCAACAUUCUAAUGAUCCUUCAUUGGAUAAGUUGCAAGGUCUAGUAGGGCUGGCGACGGAGGGCGGCGAUAAAGAACGGGGCGAAGCUCUGGAACAGAACAAUCCGGAGCUGGAGCGACUUCGUAAACAGCUGGAAAGAUUGCAGGCGGAACUCUCAGAUGCACAGAGGGAAGCCGAGGUAUCGAAACGACGGAGAGAUUGGGCGUUUUCGGAAAGAGAUAAACUCCUACAAGAAAGAGAAAGUGUCAAGGCUCUCUGUAACAGACUGAGAAAGGAGCGCGAUCAAAUGGUAGGAGAAUUAGCGGAUGCGCGGCGACAUGGCGGCAAGAAGAGCGAUAAUAAAGACAAACUGCGCGAAAUAGACGAAAGGCCGCGACAUGCGCACUCGCAAUCUCAUUCCAGAGACCGCGCCGUCGAUCCUGAUAUACAGGAUUACGAGUGGGACGUUAUUGAAGUAGAACUGAGCGGUUUGACCAAAGACGGAGACUUAGGGUUCGAGUUAUCAGGCGGCCGUGAUGAGCCCUGCUACCCUAACGACUACAGCGUCUACGUUACCGCUGUCAAGAAAGGUUCCGUAGCAGAGGGCAAGAUCAAGGUCUUGGAUCGGGUGACGGAAGCUUGCGGCGUGUGCGUGUGGUCUAGCGGUCACGCUGCAGCCGCGGCGUUGCGCGCAGCGCUGCAGCACGGUCACACCGCGCUGCGUAUACAGCGCGCGCGGGCGCAGCGCCGUCUCGUCCGCAUCUCCUCCUGUAGAGGGCUUGCGCUGCAACAUGGUAUUUUCAUCAACAAAAUUGCGUGUGGCAGCGUCGCCGCUAAGGAAGGCACCUUGUAUGUUGGCGAUCGAGUUGUCAGUAUAAACAACAGAUCAUUAGAAGGUAUGAAAAGUGUAUCCGAAGCGAUGGCUGUGCUGAAUGAGUAUCAAUACGAGUCUGUAGUACUCACUGUACUGAGGCCGCUGUAUCCUUGUUGCGACACUAGAGACAGAACGAUUACUAGACCACAUUUUGCUGCUUGGGUGUCGAGUUAUGGUUAUUAUGUUUUAACCACAGAUAUUAUAGGUAAUAUAGCACACGGUGAAAUUUCGUCUGCGCACAGUAGAUCUACCAAUUCAGACGAUGACCGAAUAUUUAGUAUGUACGAGCACUCGUUCUCGGACGGCAAGGUGAACAUAUGCUCGCAAACUGACGAGUCGUGGUGUCAAUUUCUACCUCCGCCUCAAGAUCCCAAGGUACACAUAGAUCAUUGUGUGUCUGACUUCGACAGGCGAUAUGUGUAUCACGUUGCUGGUAGCCAGGGGAAAAUACAUCAGGAAAGAGGCACUUGGGACAUGAUUCGCGGUAAGAUUGAGGCCGUGACGGGACGCAGUAAGUCGAAAGACAAACAGAAUAAGGUGCCAGAAUCUGACGCUAUCGCGGAGUUAGAUUCGGUUAUCGACAGCUAUCAUGGCAAGACAAUUAAAGAAACUAGUAGCGUUUUAAAACGUUCGCGGCGGAAAAAUAAAGAAGCGCAAAACGAUACAAAAAAUGGUGGGACGUGGCCUAAGGCUAGAGCCAACUUCAUUCUAGAGGAAAACUCGACAGGAACUAUCGUUCAACCUCGCUCUAGAAAAGAAAGACCCCCCCUUUCUAUACUGCUCAGUCCACCUACUAAAUUACCACCGGAACCACAGAGGUCGAAUAUCAAUCGGAAUUCGAAUCCGAUACCACUAGGACAUGCACCUCUAACUCAAGCCACGGCGCCCGCGAGGCACUCCGUUUAUAAAUCCAUCGAAUCUUCCCCUGCGAUCGAGCACUUUCCGAAACCGGCACCACUUGCCAUUCACAAUCCUUUCGCUUCACCUACUAACAUGAACUACGACAAAAUACGAACUCUUGAGAAAGAUAAGAUGUCUAUCAGUGAUUAUUCGGAACAUGACAUAACGCCGAAUCGCCUCAGUUUAGUAUUGAACCCCUCGGACGACUCCUUGGAUUAUCAACCGGUUACGAGGAACAGGACGAAGAGUCCGCACUCAUUAGACUUUAUGGUGAACAAAGGGCCGAGUUCGCUAGAUUUCGUGACAAGAAAGUCGCCUAGCUCAUUAGAACAUUCUAUUAAGAAUCACCCGGGAAAGGAUCUGUUAGACAAUUACUACUCCAGCAAGAAGUCGUCGUCGCCGAAAACGGUGAACAAAUAUCCUUCGGAUAGCGACAGUUUCGGCCCGGACAGUCUUAACAGCAACGCGAAUUACCCUAUGACCGGCACGCUUCCUACACAAUCACGUUUACAGUCGCAGUAUUACAGAGGACCGUUUGUAAACUCGAACCCGCAUCCGUCCCGAUACCCACACUUGGCAAGCCCCACUAACAUACCUCAGAGCCAAUCUGGUGAGAGUAUUGGGACCAGUUAUGAUAUGCAUUCGUUUACGUCACACGCACACAAUAUGUCCGAUCUACAACCGGUGCCGCGAACGAAUAGAGUUGGAGACUACCACCACACAUACGAAGGGGGAACUUUUCCUAGAAAAAAAGAGAACCAGAGAUUUCGAAUUCCGUCCAACCCAAGUGUGACUUCCAAGAAUUCCGCCGGCAAAUUGAGUACCGGGUCCAUAGAGAGGAGUUCCGAGAGGAACUCACCGAUGCCAACAUUUCAUGUCGAAGUGUUGAGUCCGGGAAGAGGGGCUAAGCCAUCGACACAUAAAGGCACAAGGAAUUCUAUGCCCGAGUACUGCGCUCUAGGUUGGGACAAACCCUUACCGGGGGAGCUGCGGAGAGUACACAUAGACAAAAGUCAGCAGCCGCUUGGCAUACAGAUAUACUGUCCGCCUAGCAGUGGAGGAGUAUUCGUGUCGACGGUGAAUGAAAACUCGCUGGCCAGUCAAGUUGGCCUUCAAAUAGGUGAUCAGUUGUUGGAAGUGUGUGGUAUAAACAUGCGGUCAGCUACAUAUACUCUCGCCGCUCGGGUGUUAAGACAGAUUGGCAAUUCGAUAACUAUGCUCGUGCAAUAUAGCCCCGAGAAAUAUAAGGACGAGGUGGAAGUGCCCGGCAGUUCUUCAUCCGGCGAGAGUUCUCACGAUGAGGAAGUGUCAUUAUCUGGGUCUCCUACGCCAAGGAAUUCUCCAGGUCCUCAGCAGACUUUGCGCGCGGAAGCCCCAUCCGGAGAUGCAGCCCCUCUCCGGCAAACUUCUGCCAAUAAGGAGUUACCCAGGUUUCUAUUGAUAGAGAUGAGAAACUGCUCCGAUUUGGGCAUAAGUUUAGUGGGCGGUAACGCUGUCGGUAUUUUCGUACAUAGCGUCCAGUUGGAUUCUCCCGCGCAUAUUGCUGGUUUGAGGACUGGCGAUCAGAUACUUGAGUACAAUAAUGUUGAUUUGAGAAGAGCAACUGCUGAGCAAGCCGCUUUGGAGUUGGCUAAACCAGCAGAUAAAGUCAGUGUUCUAGUCCGCCACGAUCUUCAACAGUAUCAUGAUAUAAAAGAUAAGCCUGGCGACGCGUUCUACAUACGCGCCGGUUUCGACCGGUGCGCGAAAAUCACCUCCAUAGGGAUGGAUACCAUAGACGAGUAUUCUCUAUGGUUCAGGAAAGAUGAGGUGUUGUUUGUGGAUAACACUCUGUUCAACGGUGCCCCGGGCUUAUGGCGGGCGUGGCAACUUGACUGCAAGGGAGUGAAACGACAUUGGGGAACGAUACCUAGCAAAUUCAAAGUCGAAGAGAUUCUGAGGCGAUCAAUGGGAAGCAUAGAGAGUGAAGCACAACGUCGCGCGGCAACUACUGCUCGGAGAUCGUUUUUCCGACGCAAGAAGCACCGAGAUAGCAAAGAGCUAGCGUCUUUCUCUAAUACUGAGCUCGGCUGUUGGAGUGACUCUGGCGCGCUCGCUGAUGAUCCACCGCUACUGUCCUAUCAGCGCGUGGACAGAUUGCACUACGGCAACCACCGUCCUGUUGUGGUGCUGGGCCCAUUAUGGGAAUGCGUGGUGGGCAAGCUUGUGUCGGAUUGGCCCCACGUAUUUGCCGCGGCCCCCGCCCGCCCUCCGCGUACUGCGCCCGACCAUUUGCCGUUACAUGCCAUCAGGGAACGGGCCGAGAAGGGCAUUCACUGCAUCUUAGACAUAAGUGUAUCGACAAUCGAGAAGCUUCAUAAACAACAGAUCUACCCGAUAGUUCUGUUCAUAAAGUUCAAGUCGUUUAAGCAAAUCAAAGAGGUGAAAGACACACGGUACCCGGCCGAUAAAGUGUCCGCGAAGGCCGCCAAAGAGAUGUACGAACACGGCCUUAAGGUGGAGAACGAGUAUAGGAAUUAUAUCUCAGACUACGAGUUUCUCAAAGAACUCCGUCGCAUCGCUAGACACAACUGUCCUAAGUGCGAGCGCAAGAGAUCGAGGAAAACUGAACAGCGAAACAGAAAAGAGAAGAAGCCGAAACGCGUCGUUCGAUAUAAGAAAUGCGAACGUUGCGCGCCAGACGAGACGAAACAUUGCCGGUUCUGCUGCAGGGUAUGCGCCCGUUCCACAGACACUUUGGACUCUGUCGACGACGAAUCUACGUGUGCCGAUUCUAAAGCAUCAAUUAAAGAGUCUCGCUCGAAAUCCACCCCUCGAAGUGUACCCCGCGAGCGAAAAAACUCUGUACAGUCCCUCAAAUCGGUCACUUUCCUCGAGUCUGGCGACGAUGAAUCGAAAGACGGAACUGAUUACACGGCGAAGAGUUUCACUAAUGACCUAAAAAAGUUCCUAUUGAAGCCGUCGACCCCGCGUCGGAGUUUACGGGACAAGUUCACAAGCUUCAAGCAGGAGUUGGAAGCUACUAAAAAGUCGCCGAAAUUAAAAGCGAUUAAAGAUGCCACGGUCUUGGUGCUAGUGACGCGCGAGCUCGAAGCUUUUACAGCUGUGUCUUAUCGCGUUCGACUAUACAUACUUUUUAAUCUUUUAACAGAUAUUUGUGGUAAUGGUGCAAUAUUGGUGGAUGACGAUGUGUCAUAG